GUUAAUGAACGAUUGAUGUGUCGCUGCGGUGGUGCACACUCCGGAAAAGUAAAUCUUCAUUUCUUAAUUGGCGCCAAAAUAUGUUUGGAAGAUGAGAAAGAUAUUUUAAUUUGUUAUUGGCAUUCUUGUCAAUUAAAGAAUCUAAAUAAGGUUAGAGCAUAAGGUACUGAUAAGCUGCAAAAAUGGUUGUCCAAACACCAGCCAGCGCUUCCCCAAUGUCUGCCAGGAGAAGGCGUGGCCUUGCCAUGACAAUGCAGACACCCACUGACAAUAUCGCUUGCUUAGAAGCUAAUAAUGAUGAGGAAGAGAGAAGACAACGAAAGCGAUCAUUGUUGUUGUCAAAUAAUCUUUUAAGCCCAGUUGCUGGACAUACAACCCCGAAGUCAAGGACUGCUUCUGCUACUGAUGGAGAUGCAAGCAGAGCUCAUGCUGGUAUGACCUAUGCACAGUUAAGAGAACACAAUGCCAACUGUAUAAAGCUGUCAUCUGAAAAUAAAAUUAAUGCCAAAAAUGCUUUUGCCCUGCAUCUGAUAGACUACAUGAAAGUCUUGGUGACUCAGUCACAGAAGGAUGACACAACUAAUUUUCAGAGUGCAAGUUGCACCUUAGAUGCUGGUGUGAAGAUUUAUGCUGGACGAGUUGAUUCUGUACAUGCUGAUGCAUAUAAGAUGUUGGGAAGCUUAGGAAGGGCAACUGUUGAAGAAGAUGAAAGUGAGCAACAAACUGAUGGGCCAGAAAAGCCGGAGAAGAAGAAAAAGACUACACGUGGUCCUGGGAAGACAAUUGAGAAAAACUUGAAGUCAUUAAACUGCGAAAGUUUUGAUUUGACGUUUGAGGUUGAUCCGUUCUUCCACAAAACAUCAGCAACAUUUGAUGAAGGAGGCACCAGUGGACUGUUAAUCAAUAAUCUUCUUGUCAUAGACGAAUCAUAUGAACUUGCUCUUGAUUCUCAAACCAAAAUGACAAUGACCGAAGAGCCUGCAAAAAGCACCAAAUGCAGCCCAGUUAACCUAGCUCCCUUUAAAGAUAUUACUUCAAGAUUAUUUGAAAACAACAUUGAGAUAUGCCCGCAGUUUCGAGAUUUCAUAUUUACCGAAUGGGACAGAGAUUCACAGAGUCUUAUUCCUGAGCACAAUGACAAGACAUCAAACGACAACCAUCGCUUCGAUCAAGACGCCUCAAUUUUGGAGCCCGAUGCUGAAGACCCAGGCAUCGAUUAUGCUUCUGAUGGUGGUUACAGUGGAGGAGCCGAUGACGACGAGAUGUCUAAUGGCAGUUGUGCUGACCAAGGUGCAAUUACAGAUAUCAUUUCAGGAAACAACAAGCCCGAUGGUUUAACUGAAGGUCCAUUUGCUGGAACUGGCCAAUUAGGACUGGAGUUUUCUCUUCAACCAAGCGAAUACUCUUAUUUUCGUCAAGAUAUUCUUGAUACCUGGGCAGGUCCCCAUCAUUGGAAAGUACGUGGGAAACCAACGAAAGCAGGCUUAGCAGAUGGGGAAACAUCGAAGAAAAAGCGACAGAAAAAAGUCUUUACUUUCAAUUAUGAUGACGACUUCUUGAUAAGUGGAAUCGAAAAAUUAGGCAAGGCGUCAAAAACACUUGCGAAAAUCACCCUGAAGAAGAUGUCUAUAACCAACACAACCCUGCCCGAUGACAUCCACUACGAGGCGGAAAACUUUUUAAAACUCUUCAUUAAGCCUGCAGUUAAGAUAAGGAGAAAGUUCAAGUCAACUGUCGACGGUGAAAAUGAUGUAUACGUAUACAAUUAUGAGAACAGAUUUGAUCAAGACAAUUUCUGUCCAGCAUUUCAGAAUGAGGAUGAUGAUGACGAUUACGGCCCGAGCGAUGACGUCAUGAAUAACAAUACAGGGGUCACAGGAGAUUCAAUAGCAAAUGCAACCCAUCGUGGUUUUGACGAUACGGUGGGAGACCAAACGUUUUUUGGCGGAGAUAACCUGGUCAGCCAGCCGAACAAGGUUGAGAAAAUUAACAUAGCAUAUGCAAAAACGGCGAAAAGAAUAGACAUCAAAAAACUGAAAAGAUCGAUUUGGGAGACGCUCGACUUCACUGAAGGUGAAACUGUCAAGGAAAAUGUUGUUGACAAAUCUCCUCGAAAAUCGAAACCAGAUACACCCGAAAAGCAAGAAUUAAAAAGCUUCAAAGAAGUUUACUCAGUGUUACCAGAAAAAUUAUCUCAGAAUGCGUCGAAGAAUCUGAGUGUUCCGAUUGCAUUUGUCUGCUUGCUAUAUUUAGCCAACGAAAAGGGAUUGGAGCUUUUCAGCUCAGACACUAUGGAAGAUUUCAAGAUCGGAAUUGAAGGCCCUAGAACUGAAGCCCACACAUAAUAGACACUGCUUGCUUGUUUGCUCUGUCGGCAGUAAAGUUGUUACAGAAUUAUUUAACCUUAAUUUGUAGUAUCGUCUCUUUGCAGGUCUUGAUGCGCGAGCUAUUGAGAUGCAUUUCUUUGUGUACAGAAUGGUACACAUGAUUUAUACUGUAUUUGUUGCAGUGGCGUAACGGAGGCCUUUGGGGCCCUUAGAAGUAAAGCUAAAACAGGGCCUGUACUGUAUCUACGGGCUGCAAUAGGUCCUAUCUAAUGGUGUAUAUCAUAUUAAACAAAGUAGCAAGACGCAAAAAUGAUGACUUUCUCGUUCACUAGGUGGGACCUGAGCUACAAGCGUCAGUUAAAGAGCUUUGAAAGUUGCUGAGGGCCCGUUUUGAUUAGGGCCCCUUAAUAUCGACCGUAAGUGCCCUAAAUUGCGUUACGCCACUGAUUUGUUGAUAAUUGCACUUUUAAAGCCUUCUACUAAAUAGCAUAAGCAACUAAUUACUAACGAUGUUGACUGUAGUUUUUUAUCUGAUCUUCUUAAUAUAAUUCAUUGAGAUUUUCUCGCUGUCCUUUUUCUCU
Molecule: messenger RNA, 2908 nt
Organism: Rhopilema esculentum
Lineage: Eukaryota; Metazoa; Cnidaria; Scyphozoa; Rhizostomeae; Rhizostomatidae
Product: condensin complex subunit 2
Biological process (GO): mitotic chromosome condensation
Cellular component (GO): condensin complex
Molecular function (GO): chromatin binding
Source: RefSeq, a predicted model, not a curated record